Messenger RNA from Capsaspora owczarzaki ATCC 30864, 1552 nucleotides. Its product is annotated as U4/U6 small nuclear ribonucleoprotein Prp4. The record is from RefSeq and is a predicted model, not a curated record. Gene Ontology annotation, molecular function: U6 snRNA binding; protein binding; U4 snRNA binding. Gene Ontology annotation, cellular component: U4/U6 x U5 tri-snRNP complex. Lineage: Eukaryota; Filasterea; Ministeriida; Capsasporidae. Gene Ontology annotation, biological process: mRNA splicing, via spliceosome. The transcript is spliced from 7 exons. The coding region runs from base 20 to 1507 and encodes 495 amino acids.
CCAGUUUUCCUUUUCAGGGAUGAGCGCACAUUUGCUAAAGCCGAACGCGACCUUCACUGCAGCGCAGCACGAUGAGAUUCGCGAGGAUUUCGAGCGGAAGAUUCGUGCCAAGCAGAUUGUCGUGCCGACGAACGACGAGCAUGUGCGCAAGCGGCUGAGGCAGCUGGGCGAGCCCAUCACGCUGUUUGGCGAGGGCAAAGCAGAACGCAGAGAUCGCUUGCGGGAGCUCCUCUCGCGCCAGGCAUCGUCAGCCGCGGCCACCGGCGCAGGGGCAGCUGGCGAGGACCAAGGCGAGGAAGCCGAGGACGGAUCCGAGAGCGACGAGGACGAGGACGAGGGUGAGGACGACGAGGGCGAGGACAAGGCGGCCAAUGCGGAUGCUGCGGCGGCAACAACAGCGCCAUCCGGGUACAAUCAGAAGGAGGUCUGGUACCACGAAGGGCCCGAAGAGCUCGAGGCUGCACGGAGGUUUAUUGCGGCGUAUUCGCUGGUCGCGGCACGCGAGCGACUGAAGCGACAGCGCAUCCAGGUUGCCCGGCCAGAGCCCGUCAAGGCCGCAGCCAUGAACGAGUCGCUCAAGUUUGCUCGUGAACUCACAAACUAUGGCUCGCAAAUCGGCGAUGACCGACCAUUGUCGUCCUGCACGUUCUCGCCCGAUGGCAAGACUCUUGUCACUGGCGCAUUUACGGGUCUGCUCAAGUUGUGGUCGAGUCCAGAGUGCAAGUUGAUUCGUACUCUAAGAGCACACGCGGAGCGAGUCAGUUCCAUCGCCUUCCACCCACAAUCAGGCAAAUCUCUGGACGCAUCCGCGGCCAACUUUGCUUCUUGUGGAGUCGAUGGCACCGUAAAACUGUGGUCAAUGACCAGCGAGACGUCUGUCGCAGCAAUCGAUGGCCACGAAGCUCGCGUUUCUCGCUUGGCCUACCAUCCUAGUGGCCGAUUUCUUGCGUCAACAUGUUUCGAUCACUCUUGGCGGUUGUACGACUUUGCCGCCCAAAAAGAAAUCUUAUUCCAAGAAGGGCAUUCCAAGCCCGUGUAUGGCAUUGCCUUCCAUCCUGAUGGCUCGCUUGCUGGCACUAGCGGCAUGGAUGCAUUUGGCCGCAUCUGGGAUCUUCGCACUGGUCGCAAUGUCAUGCUGCUCAACGGCCAUGUUAACGCACUGCUCGGAAUUGACUUUUCGCUGGACGGCUACACUGUCGCAACGUCGAGCGAAGACCACACGAUCAAAAUCUGGGACUUGCGCAAGCAGGCAUGCGCAUACACCAUUCCUGCACACAACAAUCUAGUUUCCUUGGUCAAGUUUGAUCCCGUCAACGGCCACUAUCUCGUCAGCGCCGGCUACGAUAAUCUGAUCAAGGUUUGGGCCGCCGGCACGUGGGCCAACAUUAAGACGCUUUCUGGUCAUGAAAAUAAGAUCAUGUCCUUGGACAUUAGCAGCGAUGGUACAUUCUUUGCCUCUGCCUCGUACGACCGGACGUUCAAAUUGUGGUCCAACGAUGUCUACUGAUCCGCCUGGUCAUUCCAAUUGCUUAAUACACUUCGUUCAUGCUCU